This is a messenger RNA of Lacerta agilis (Sand lizard), 869 nucleotides long. Its product is annotated as DCN1-like protein 5. Gene Ontology annotation, biological process: positive regulation of ubiquitin-protein transferase activity; protein neddylation. Lineage: Eukaryota; Metazoa; Chordata; Lepidosauria; Squamata; Lacertidae. Gene Ontology annotation, cellular component: ubiquitin ligase complex. The record is from RefSeq and is a predicted model, not a curated record. The transcript has a single exon. Bases 1 to 705 code for a protein of 234 amino acids. Gene Ontology annotation, molecular function: ubiquitin conjugating enzyme binding; ubiquitin-like protein binding; cullin family protein binding.
AUGCCCGUGAAGAAGAAGCGCAAAUCCUCGGGGCAGGCGGGGGACGAGACGGGCCUCAAGAAGUGCAAAAUCAGCAGCUACUGCAGGUCUCAAGCUUCUAGUAAAGUGAUAAGCGGUGAGGAGCAUUUUUCAAGCAAGAAGUGCCUGGCUUGGUUUUAUGAAUAUGCAGGUGAGGAUGAAGUGGUAGGGCCAGAAGGAAUGGAGAAAUUCUGUGAGGACAUUGGCGUUGAACCUGAAAAUAUUAUUAUGCUAGUUUUAGCCUGGAAACUGGAGGCUGAAAGCAUGGGAUUUUUUACAAAGGAAGAAUGGUUAAAGGGGAUGACCUCAUUACAAUGUGACUGCACAGAAAAGCUGCAGAGUAAAUUUGAUUUUUUGCGCUCGCAACUGAAUGAUAUUUCAACAUUUAAGAAUAUCUACAGAUAUGCCUUUGAUUUUGCAAGGGAUAAAGACCAGAGAAGUCUGGAUAUUGACACUGCAAAAUCUAUGUUAGCUCUUCUGCUUGGAAGAACGUGGCCUCUGUUUUCAAUAUUUUACCAAUACUUGGAGCAGUCAAAAUACAGAGUAAUUAACAAAGAUCAGUGGUACAAUGUGUUAGAAUUCAGCAGAACUGUCCAUGCAGAUCUUAGCAACUAUGAUGAAGAUGGGGCAUGGCCUGUUCUUCUUGAUGAAUUUGUGGAGUGGCAAAAGGUUUGCCAAGCAUCAUAGCAAGAGCAGCUUUGAAGAAGGUGCUGGAUCUUGUGAUGUUGCAAAAACUGAGUCAAAACCAAGGGUUGCGUUCACAUCCUUAUGAACUUUAGUCAUUUUUUCCCCUUUUAUUUUUAAAGGAAGCCUUGUUACAUGUGAAAUGGGCAUUGAACCACACCUCAUCU